This is a messenger RNA of Corylus avellana, 1184 nucleotides long. Its product is annotated as proteasome subunit beta type-5. Gene Ontology annotation, molecular function: threonine-type endopeptidase activity. The record is from RefSeq and is a predicted model, not a curated record. Gene Ontology annotation, cellular component: proteasome core complex; cytoplasm. NCBI's taxonomy places the organism in Eukaryota, Viridiplantae, Streptophyta, Magnoliopsida, Fagales, Betulaceae.
CAUCAUAUUACUUUUGACAUCUAACAGUUCGCUCCGAAGCAUUCGCUCCAUUGUAAUCCUCUGCGAUCUCACACUCGAUCCCUCUGCCUCGUCUUUGAUCACGAAGUUUAUAAACAUGAAGCUUAAUACUAGUGGUCUCGAAUCGACUGCACCGUUCUUUGGGUUGAGCAAUGAGCUUCUUGAUGGGUUUUCAGCUGCUCCAUUCUUUGAGGUUCCUAAUACAACCAACUUUGAUGGCUUUCAGAAAGAGGCUAUACAGAUGGUGAAGCCAGCAAAGGGAACAACCACACUCGCCUUCAUAUUCAAGGAAGGUGUCAUGGUCGCUGCUGAUUCUAGAGCUAGCAUGGGAGGCUAUAUAUCAUCCCAGUCUGUGAAGAAAAUCAUUGAAAUCAAUCCUUACAUGCUUGGCACUAUGGCUGGAGGAGCUGCUGAUUGUCAGUUUUGGCACAGAAAUCUGGGCAUUAAGUGCCGACUGCAUGAAUUGGCAAACAAGCGUAGAAUUUCAGUUACAGGGGCAUCAAAGCUGCUGGCAAACAUUCUGUACUCUUACCGUGGAAUGGGUCUGUCUGUUGGGACCAUGAUUGCGGGAUGGGAUGAAACGGGUCCUGGGCUAUACUAUGUGGACAGUGAAGGAGGAAGGCUCAAGGGAACAAGAUUUUCAGUUGGAUCUGGUUCACCCUAUGCUUAUGGUGUGCUGGAUAAUGGGUACCGGUAUGAUAUGUCAAUCGAAGAAGCUGCAGAGUUGGCUAGAAGGUCUAUUUAUCAUGCCACAUUCCGUGACGGAGCCAGUGGUGGAGUUGCUAGCGUUUAUUACGUGGGACCCGAUGGAUGGAAGAAGCUCUCUGGUGAUGACGUUGGAGAACUUCAUUACAAAUACUAUCCAGUUACGCCAAGUACAGUGGAACAGGAAAUGGUUGAAGUAGCUGGUGCAUAGGUGUCUUGCUAAACUUGGACCAUGUUUUCUACCCUUACGAGUUGAAUUCCAAGACAUGCUUACAGGGCAGAAAAUUCUUCAAGUACAUGUGUUGGCGGUUGGUGCUUUGAAACAAUUCAUGGAUAGACUUGUCUUUAAGUUAACGUUAUGAGAGCACUACCAUUCAUGGUUUACUUUUAUUGUGCAUUUUGUUGUUGCUGAUGAUCAAAAGUUUUAACCAAACUCUACUUAAUUAUAUCAGGUUUUAAUC